AUAUUAUUCGGACUCAAAGAGAUUUUUAGGGUUGCAUUCAAAUUUUUGUCGCAUUCCGGCUUAAGGUUGCAUGAGCAAAAGAAUUUUAUAAUUUCAUUAUUUUCGUUUUGGUAAAUGUAGAGAUUAUACAACAUUUUGUAAGAUUAUACGGAAAAUACGGAGUUAGUGAUACAGAUGGAUUUUUCAUUUGAAACUUCAAGAAUCAAAGAAAUCGCGGACAAUUCGUGGACAGUGUCACCUCAGGUCUGCACAUACAGACAUGGGUUCCAAGAAAAAUGUAAACGUCCCAGACACAGAACUACUUUCACUCAGGAGCAACUCAAAACUAUGGAAAGAGCUUUCAGAAAAGCCCCCUACCCCGACGUCACAGUGAGAGAACGUCUCGCCAAAACAUUGGGCCUAAAUGAGUCACGUAUUCAAAUCUGGUUCCAAAACAGAAGAGCAAAGUGGCGAAAGGGAUUGGCCCCGAAGGUUGAAGUAGAAAACACCGCUGAAGAGCGGAAGCCAGAGACUGCAGAUAAAUCUGCAAAUUCCCAUGAACCAAAUUUGCCACCGACACCAUCUUUUACAGCUAGACACACAUCUUUGCAUGCUCCCAUGAUGCAAUAUCCAACAUGGCAGCCAUGGAGGGUUCCAAAUGACAUGAUCUGGUACCCGUCUUUUGUUCAAGAACGUUGUUACCAAUCGCAUUGUGCAGGAGACCACCAAGCAGCUCACGUGCUUCACUUCCUAUCACGAUGUCAUCAGCAUAACUUGGCACUGACUGACGAACACGAAAGUGUGAAACAACUGAGUUCUUAAGAUUUCCAGCUGGGCAUUUUUUAAUUAAAUGGCUUUUAUUUAAUAUGUAUGUAUUAACAUCGGAUAAGAUCAAGAUACAGUGAUUUUUAUAUUACAUCCGCUAUUUGAAAAAUAGGCAUGAUUGUUAAUUAAUGCCCGAGAAUAUACUAAAGAUGCGACAUCUUAAAAUUACAUCUACAUUUAAAAGCACCAUGUCUUUCUGUAAACGCUUUGACUCGAAAUAAUUAUAGAACAUUGUAUAUACACUAGAGCAAAUAUCAGACUUUUGUCACAAGCAAAAAGCCACAAUUAUUCACGUAAAAAGAAACAUUAGACUACAUUUAAGUUACAUUGGUAUUUCAUUUUUAAUUGUUUUUAGCAUUAUUAUUAUUUUAUUUUAUUCUAACUUAACUACAACUUGAGCUGGGAAAAUGUGCAAUACCCAUAAAUAAUCCGCUAAAUUUGUUUAUUUGACAGCAUAUGAAAUCGUUAAAAUGUUAUGAACUGUACAUAUAUUUCGUAUAUCUAUAUUAAAUAUGUAUUUUGUUUCA
Mercenaria mercenaria is the source of this 1331-nucleotide messenger RNA. Its product is annotated as paired mesoderm homeobox protein 2A-like. Lineage: Eukaryota; Metazoa; Mollusca; Bivalvia; Venerida; Veneridae. The record is from RefSeq and is a predicted model, not a curated record. Gene Ontology annotation, molecular function: RNA polymerase II transcription regulatory region sequence-specific DNA binding; DNA-binding transcription factor activity, RNA polymerase II-specific. The coding region runs from base 175 to 801 and encodes 208 amino acids. The transcript has 5 exons. Gene Ontology annotation, biological process: regulation of transcription by RNA polymerase II.